Messenger RNA from Notolabrus celidotus (New Zealand spotty), 2429 nucleotides. RefSeq names its product phospholipase B domain containing 1 (gene plbd1). Gene Ontology annotation, cellular component: extracellular region. The record is from RefSeq and is a predicted model, not a curated record. Gene Ontology annotation, molecular function: glycerophospholipase activity. The transcript is spliced from 11 exons. Gene Ontology annotation, biological process: phospholipid catabolic process. Lineage: Eukaryota; Metazoa; Chordata; Actinopteri; Labriformes; Labridae. Bases 55 to 1758 code for a protein of 567 amino acids.
UCAGCCAAUCAGGAAGCGCAGCGCUCAGAGUUCCUCAGAAUCUCCCUCUAACACAUGACUUCUUAUUUCCUCUUCGCCCAGACCAGUCCUGGUGGAUCGGGGUCUCGGUCUCUGCAGUGUCUUUGUGGUUUUCCUGCAGCCAUGGCUUCAGUAAAGUGGACUUGUGUGUUCCUGUUGCUCCUGCUGGGAUCGAGCUCCGUGUCCGCUGACAAGAUGACCUCCGCCACGGUGUACUGGGACCCCGAGCACAAGACCAUCAUCCUGAAAGAGGGGGUGGUGGAGACUGAGGGGGACGCGUACGGGUAUCUGAACGACACCCUGUCCAAUACGGGCUGGAGCGUCCUGGAGGUCCACGCCGGGUACGGACAGACCCCUGAAACCGAUGAGCUCACCUUCUUCCUGGCUGGAUACCUGGAAGGUUUCCUCACCGCUCAGCAGAUGAUGGACCACUACACCAACAUGUACCCUCAGCUCAUCAAAGACCCGAAGCUCCUGGCCCCGGUGCAGACCUUCAUGGAGAAGCAGGACGCGUGGACCAGAGAGCAGGUGAAGCUGAACAAAGACUCUGAUCCUCUGUGGAAACACGCCGGCUUCAUUGUAGCUCAGAUGGACGGGCUGCAGGCGGGCGCCGCCGACUGGGCCAAGAAACAAGGGAAGAAGCCGCUGUCCCUCUUUGCCAUCCAGUUCCUGAACGCAGUCGGAGACCUGCUGGAUCUGAUCCCGGCCCUGGUCCCCGAUUCUAACCCUCCGCUCAGAGACUUCAAACGCCCGGGGAUGGGACACUGCUCUGCGCUCAUCAAGCUGCUGCCCGGCUUUGAGAACCUCCUGUUCGCUCACUCCAGCUGGUACACGUACGCCGCCAUGCUGAGGAUCUACAAACACUGGGAUUUCCGUAUCACCGACCCGAACGCAGCCACGGGGAAGCUGUCCUUCAGCAGCUACCCGGGGUUCCUGGUGUCUCUGGAUGACUUCUACCUCCUGGGCAGCGGGCUGAUGAUGACCCAGACCACCAACAACGUCUUCAACUCCUCCCUCUUUGACACCAUCACCCCUAAAAGCCUGCUGGCCUGGCAGAGGGUGCGGUUGGCUCACAGUCUGGCUCAUGACGGGGAGGAGUGGGCCAAAACCUUCUCCAUGCACAACUCUGGAACCUACAACAACCAGUACAUGGUCCUGGACAGGAGCAAAGUGAAGCUGGGUCACAGUGUGGCUGACGGAGCUCUGACGGUGGUGGAGCAGAUCCCGGGGCUGGUGGAGUACUCGGAUCAGACGCAGGCUCUACGCCGAGGUUACUGGCCCUCCUACAACGUCCCCUUCCACGAGAAGAUCUACACGAUGAGCGGUUACGUUCAGAUGUGGGAGCAGUACGGAGAGGACUUCUCCUACGACCUCUGUCCCAGAGCCAAGAUCUUCCGCCGUGACCACAACAACGUCCAGGACCUGGACUCUCUGAAGUUCAUCAUGAGGUUCAACGACUAUGAGAAGGACCCGUACUCCAAGGGGGAUCCCUGCAAGACCAUCUGCUGCCGUGCAGACCUGAGGGCAGAGAAGGCCUCCCCGUCUGGUUGCUAUGACACGAAGGUCACAGAUUUCCUCAUGUCAGAGAAGUUCAGCGCCGAGGCUUUGAACGGACCGACCACGCAGGGCGGUCUCCCUCCGUUCACCUGGGGAAACUUCAGCAGCAUCAGCCACCAGGGUCUGCCUCAGUCCUACAACUUCACCUUCAUCAAGAUGCAUCCUCUUCUCUUCCACCCAUGAGGUGUGUGUGUGUUUGUGCGUGCGUGUGUGAGUGUGUGUGAGAGGAAACGUUAUGAAUGUGGGGGAUGUCCAGGUCUUACCUGCACAAGAUGAUUUUUAUUUGAAGACUUCUUCAGGUUCAGGAUUACCUCCAAACUAAAGCUUCAUCUUGAAGCGGCGCCCCCUGUUGGAUGAACUACAGAAUGUCAAACUGCCAAUCAGAUUAUAAUCAGUGUUUCAAAGUGUGUGUGUGUGUGUGUGUGUGUGUGUGUGUGUGUGUGUGUGUGUGUGUGUGUGUGUGUGUGUGUGUGUGUGUGUGUGUGUGUGUGUGUGUGUGUGUGUGUGUUAGAUGAUUAGAGCCAGCUGUGUUUUUAUACCUUCAGCCAAACGUGCCUUAAAGAGAGUGAUUUAUGAUUUCAUGAUUUCUUGAUUUCUUGAUUUGUUGAUUUGUUGAUUUUCUGAAACGCUGCCUUGAAUCUUUAAAUCCUGUUCAGCCUCUGUUUUGAAACGCUGAAUGUUUUCACACAUGCAAACACUUUUCUUUUAAUAGUGAUGAACCGAUGUGUGAAGUCUCACCUCAGGGCUGUGGUUUACUCACUGUGCUGAUCCAGAGUGUCUCAGGUUGUGUGAUAUGAAAUGUGAUACUGCACAUCUGUGUUUAUUAAAGCUUCCCGGGUCGGUCCGGUCUGUAU